Molecule: messenger RNA, 772 nt
Organism: Euleptes europaea (tarantolino)
Lineage: Eukaryota; Metazoa; Chordata; Lepidosauria; Squamata; Sphaerodactylidae
Product: alpha-aspartyl dipeptidase-like
Exons: 8
Coding region: 1-735 (244 amino acids)
Biological process (GO): proteolysis
Molecular function (GO): serine-type peptidase activity
Source: RefSeq, a predicted model, not a curated record
AUGGCCAAGCGGCGGCUGCUGCUGGUCUCCAACUCGACGCUGCACGGCGGGGGCUACCUGGAGCACUGCCGGGGACGCGUCCAGGGCUUCCUGGGGCCGACCGUGAAGAGAGUUUUGUUUGUCCCUUACGCCCUGAGUGACCGAGAUGCUUAUGCCAAGAUGGCAAGAGAGAAGUUUGAACACUUAGGCUAUGGACUAGACAGUAUUCACGAAUCUCCUGAUCCCGGAGAAGCUGUAAGAAAAGCAGAAGCGAUAUUCAUUGGUGGUGGCAAUACCUUUCGCCUUUUGAAAGCUCUUUACGACAAUGGUCUGAUACAGCUGAUCAGGAGAAGAGUUCUCGAGGACGGAGUCCCAUACAUGGGAUCCAGCGCAGGAACAAACGUGGCCACAAUCAGCAUCAACACGACCAAUGACAUGCCGAUCGUGUACCCACCUUCCUUGCUGGCCCUUGGUUUGGUACCCUUCAACAUUAAUCCGCACUACUUGGAUCCAGAUGUCAACAGCACUCACAUGGGGGAAACCCGUGAGAAAAGGAUUCUUCAGUACCAUGAAGAACCAAAUACCCCUCCGGUACUGGGUUUACGUGAAGGAUCGCUGCUGCUUGUGGAAGGAAACAAAGCUACCCUUCAAGGAAAAACUGGGGCUCGGCUGUUUGUGAGAGGGAAUUCCCCAACGGAACAUAAACCAGGAACGGAUUUCAGCUUCCUGCUGGCUGAGGGUCUUGAGAAGCCUUAAAACUUUUUUCAUGUCCAAACCAGGCUGCCUGCUGAAU